AUGAUCAGGACAGUAAAGCCCAAGAACGCAAGGGCUAAAAGAGCUCUAGACAAAAAAGAGCCCAAAUUGGUCGAAAACACCAAGCAGGCCUUGUUUGUCACUGGUAAAUCGUCAACCAAGGUAUUGCACGAUGCGAUGGUCGACUUGAGUGCCUUGAAGAAACCAGAUAUCAAGAGAUUCAACAAGAAGAAUGAAGUCCGCCCCUUCGAGGAUGCAGAACCUUUGGAGUUUUUCAGUGAGAAAAAUGACACCUCCUUAAUGGUUUUGGGAACAAGCUCGAAGAAGCGCAAGAACAACCUAACAUUUGUGCGCACCUUUGGCUACAAAAUUUAUGAUAUGAUUGAGCUGCAAAUCGCUGACAACUAUAAAUUUUUGUCUGAUUUCAAAAAGCAGACUUUUGCUGUGGGCCUCAAGCCUAUGUUCUCGUUCCAGGGGUCAGCCUUCGACACUCAUCCAGUUUACAAACAUGUGAAGUCGCUUUUCUUAGACUUCUUUAGAGGAACCACCACCGAUCUGCAUGAUGUUGCAGGUCUUCAGCAUGUCAUCUCUUUGACUAUUCAGGGAGAUUUCGAAGACGGAGAAUCGCUUCCAAAUGUUCUCUUCAGAGUGUACAAGCUGAAAACUUACAAGAGCGAGCAAGGUGGAAGAAAGCUACCUCGCGUAGAACUUGAAGAGGUGGGUCCACGUUUUGAUUUCAAGAUUGGCCGUAUCCAUUCACCAUCUCCAGAACUGGAGAAGGAAGCGCUCAAGAGGCCUAAGCAACUGGAAGUGAAGACUGUCAAGAACAUUCAGCUAGACUCCAUGGGUGACAAGAUUGGUACAAUUCACAUGAAUAAGCAAGAUCUUGGUAAGCUGCAAACCAGAAAGAUGAAGGGUCUCAAAUCUAGAUUCGACCAGACAAGUGUUGAUUCCGACACUGAAAACUACCUGAACGACGAAGAACAGGAAUUGCAGGGCGCUGAAGAGAGCUACGGUGAAGAUUUUGUAACUGCAAAUGACAUUGACGUUGAGCCUCCUGCCAAGAGAAUGAAGAAAUAA
Molecule: messenger RNA, 1038 nt
Organism: Lachancea thermotolerans CBS 6340
Lineage: Eukaryota; Fungi; Ascomycota; Saccharomycetes; Saccharomycetales; Saccharomycetaceae
Gene: RPF2
Product: rRNA-binding ribosome biosynthesis protein RPF2
Exons: 2
Coding region: 1-1038 (345 amino acids)
Biological process (GO): maturation of LSU-rRNA from tricistronic rRNA transcript (SSU-rRNA, 5.8S rRNA, LSU-rRNA); ribosomal large subunit assembly
Cellular component (GO): nucleolus
Molecular function (GO): rRNA binding
Source: RefSeq, a predicted model, not a curated record